Messenger RNA from Paramecium pentaurelia, 4046 nucleotides. NCBI's taxonomy places the organism in Eukaryota, Ciliophora, Oligohymenophorea, Peniculida, Parameciidae. The record is from the annotation of a GenBank genome assembly.
AUGUUGACUAUUGAUUCAAGUGAAAAUGCUGCUCUUUCAAGCAGAAGAAAUAUAACUGAAAAAGCUAUUUAAACCAAUAUAGUUUCAUAUUGGUAGCUUUUCAGAUUUUCAACAAAAAAGGACAAGAUUUUCAUGCUUAUUGGAAGUUUUGCAGCUCUAUUAAAUGGUGUAGCAUAUCCUGGUUUCUCAAUACUUAUAGGAGAUAUGACAGAGUCAUUUUCAAGAGAAGGAGAUUAGAUGGUAGAGGAGGCUGGAAAAAAUGCCAUGUAAAAUGUAUUUUCAUUAAUUGAUACUUAAUAAUUCUUGCUUUUGGUACUGCUAUAAUGUCAAUAAUAAUGUUUGCGACCUGGUCAAUAUCUGGAGAACGUUAAGGUAUUGAAUUUAGAAAAAAAUAUUUUUGUUGUAUUUUAAAAUAGGAGAUUGGAUGGUUUGAUACUAUUAACCCUAAUGAGUUAAGUAAUAAGGUAGCCAAUGAAACUUUCUUAAUGUAAUGUGCUAUUGGAGAGAAGGUGCCUACUUUUAUAAUGACAUUAGCAGAGACGUUAUUUGGGUUUUCAAUAGGUUACAUUUAGUAAUAACUGUUGUUAUAUAUAUUAGUGGUUGGUAGUUGGCUUUAGUGGUAACUUCAACAUUGCCAGUUAUUUCUGUAGCCACUGCAAUAUUUUCAAUAAUUUUGUAGGCAUCAGAAAAUAAAACUUCUACUGCAUUUUAAGAAGCAGGAGCUUUAGCUGAAUAAGCCAUAAAUGCAAUAAAAACUGUAAAGAUGUUUGAUGGAGAAGAUCUAGAAGUGUCUAAAUACAAAUAAUCUCUUAAUCAUGCUAUUAAAAUGAAAAUCAGAUAUUCAUUGGGCGUGGCUUUAGCUUUUGGAUUUUUACAAGCAGCCAUGGUAUGGGCAUAUGCACUUGGGUUUUGGUAUGGAGCUAAAUUGAUAUCAGAUUAAGUAUAUAAAACAAUUUAUUAAUAGACAAUAAAUCAUAACACUGGGGAAGUAUAUAAGGUUGGAGAUGUUAUGAUAAUUUUUUAUGCCAUUUUGACAGGAGGCUUUUCAUUAGGCUAAGUUGGACCAUGCAUUUAAAAUUUUGGGAAGGGAAGACAAGCUGCUACUUAAAUGUUUGCAGUUUUAGAUAGGAUACCUAAGAUAAGUAAUCCAACUAAUCAAAUUCAACUAAAUAAUUUUAAUGGAGAAAUUUAAUUAAAAAAUAUUUAUUUUAGUUAUCCUAAUCAAUCUGAAUAAUUUAUUCUAAAAGGAUUGAAUUUGCAUAUUCCAGCAGGCAAAAAAGUGGCAUUAGUAGGACCAAGUGGAUGUGGUAAAUCAACUGUAAUAUAACUAAUUGAAAGAUUUUAUGAUUGUGAUUCAGGAGAAAUAGUAUUUGGAAAUGAGAAAGGAAUAAAUAUCAAAGAUCUAAAUUUAAUUGAAUUAAGAAAUAUAAUUUCAUUAGUUGGAUAAGAACCUGUGUUAUUUGCUACAAGUAUAAGAGAAAAUCUAUUGUAUGGAAAAAUUGAUGCAACAGAUGAGGAACUUAUAGAUGCAUUAAAAUAAGUCAAUGCUUGGGAUUUUGUAUCUAAAUUGGAAAAAGGAUUGGAAACUUAUGUAGGUAUUGGAGGAAGUUAAUUGAGUGGUGGAUAAAAAUAGAGAAUUGCAAUUGCAAGAGCCAUCUUAAAAAAACCUAAGGUGUUAUUAUUAGAUGAAGCAACAAGUGCUCUAGAUAGAACUAAUGAAAAAUUAAUUUAAGAAACUUUAGAUACAAUUUCUAAUGGAAUCACUACUAUAAUAGUAGCACAUAGAUUAAGCACAAUAUAAAAUGCUGAUCUAAUUUAUGUUAUUGAUAAAGGGAUUGUGAUAGAAAAUGGAUCUCAUAAUGAACUUAUGAAAUUAUAAGGAGUAUAUUAUUAAUUAGCAUGUAAUUAAAUGAAUAUUGAGGAAGAGGAAUUGGAAUUAGAGUAAUUAAGUUCAUGUUCUUCUGAUAAUAGAAUAUAAGUUAAUUCUAUAAAUUCAUAACGAUCCCUAUAAAUUAGAAUGAAUGGAUUUAACUUAUAGAAUAUUGCAUAUGCAUUAAAAGAAGAAAUUCAAAGAUAUCAAGUGGAAGAAAUAAAAGAUGAAGUUCAAUAAAAUCACAACAAACAUCAUCAUCAUAAACAUAUUUAAGUAGAGUAAAACAAUUAACACUCUAAAAUUUCAGAAGAUGUUUCAAUCUAUAGAUUAUUUUAAUAUAUUAGAAAUGAAAAAUUACAACUUUUUGUUGGAAUUAUUGCAGCUUUAUUAAAUGGUUCUACUUUUCCAAUAUUUUCUUUAUUCUUAGCUGAAUUAAUUACAAUAUUAAUUCAAUCUAACCCAUAAUUUACUCAAGAUUAUUGUGAUUAACAAGGAAACAAUCUUGAAAAUGAUUUUUGUAAUACAACAAAUUUUAAUAUCCAUCAAGAACUAAAACAAUAAACUGAUUAGCUUACCCUUUGGUUUUUUAUUAUAGGAUUAUUUGUAUUGGUUCUUUGGACUAUAUAGAUGUAUUUUUUAACUUAUGUUGGAGAGAAGUUGUCCUUUAGAUUACGUUUGGAUGCAUAUCGAAAACUAAUAAGAAUGCCCAUUCCAUAUUAUGAUAUACCAAAAAAUAAUGCUGGAACAUUAACAACUAGAUUAUCUGUUGAUUGUAAAGUUAUCAGUGGUGUUAUAUCAUCUAUUUUAGGAAUUAAUAUUUCUAAUUUAGGUGUUCUAAUAAGUGGAUUAGUUAUCUCUUUUGUAGCAUCUUGGUAAAUGACAUUAAUAAUGAUUGGUCUAUCCCCAUUAUCUUACUUAGGAAGUGUCUUAUAAGCAAAAUUUCUGUAUGGAUUUUCUUAUUUAACAGAUGAAGCUUAUAAAGAUUCUUGUAAUAUAAUUAUGGAGGCUGUAAACAAUAUUAGAACUGUCUAAUCUUUUGGGAAAGAAUCAGCCAUUUUAGACCUUUAUGCUAAUAAAGUUUAAUUACCAUUAUAAUAAGCUAAUAAGAAAGCUUUUUAUAUUGGAUUUGCUUUUGGAUUUUCUUAAAUGCAAAUGUUUAUUAUUAAUGCUGUAAUAUUUUAUGUUGGAGCUCUUAUGUGUAGGGAUGGUGUAAUAUCUGUUAAAGAUCUAUUUACUUCAAUUUAAGCAAUUACUUUUGCUACUAUGAGUGCUGCAGAUAAUGCUGCAUUCGCAGGUGAUGUAGGAGUUGUUAAGAAAGCCAUAAAAAAUAUUUUUGAUAUCCUUGAUGAUGAAGACGAAUUCUAAAAGUAAAAUAGAUUAAAAAGAAAAUAACUUAAACUUCCUCUUCAUGGUGAUAUUCAUUUUGAAAAUUUGUCUUUUAAAUAUCCUGGAAGAGAUAAAAAUGUAUUCUCAAAUUUAAAUCUUAUUGUUAAAUAAUAUUAAAAAGUGGCCUUUGUUGGUUCAUCAGGAUGUGGUAAAUCUACUUUAAUGCAAAUGUUAAUGAGAUUCUACGAACCAGAUCAGGGAGUUAUUACUAUUAACAAUAUAGACAUAAAUGAUUAUGAUAUUAAGUAUCUUAGGAAUCAAUUUGGUAUUGUAUCCUAAGAACCAGUGUUAUUUAAUGCAACAAUUAAAGAAAAUAUUUAAUAUAAUUUAGAAUCAGCUACCAUAGAGGAAAUUAAAAGUGCAGCUAAGAAAGCUAAUGCUUAUGACUUUAUUAUUUCUAAUUUCUUUGAUGAAAAAAGUGGAUUUUCUAGACAAGUAGGUCCAAAAGGUAGUUAGAUUUCAGGAGGUUAAAAAUAAAGAAUUGCUAUUGCUAGAGUCAUUCUUAGAAAUCCUAAUUUUUUGUUGCUUGAUGAGCCAACAAGUGCAUUAGAUGCAGCAAGUGAAUAACUUGUUUCAGAAAGUCUUUAAAAUUUUACUCAAAAUAAAACAACUAUUUCUAUUGCUCAUAGAAUAUCAACUAUUCAAGUAAAAUAUUUAUUUAAAAACUUAGCAUUCAGAUGUCAUCUAUGUAUUUGAAGAUGGCAAAAUUGUUGAAUAGGGAGACUAUUAAACAUUAUCCAAUCUUAAGAAGGUUUUCUUUAGAUUAGAAUAAGGAAUUAAAUAUUGA